GCUUAGCGCGCAUUCACACAGGUCAGUAAGACCGGUGUGACACAUUGAGUUCCUGGUUAGUUUCCCCAAAAAUUGCUCAUAAUAUAAGCAUCUUCAAUCGAAAACACUUAAUUGUUUGCAAAAUACUUAUUCAAUGCAAAGGUUUUGUAUAAUAUAAAUUAAUGACUUGGUGCGCGUCCUUGGAUAUUCUGACUGAAAAGUUAAUUGGUCAUAGCCAAGGUCAAGGCCGUUUGUGUAAGCUGCUGCAAAGUCAAAAUGACUUCGUGAAUCGGAUUACAAGUUAAGUGUCAUAAACAACCGUUGAAAAUGGCUACCUGUCAAGUGCGUGUGCUCACCUUGAAUAAAGAUGACAACCUUGAACGCACUCUGUUUCGUCUGGAAAAAGGGUGGCAUCUAAGAUUCAUACUGGGGCCCUCCCUCCAUGCCAGCAAUGUGAGGCUGUUCUGUAACCACCCAAGGGACAAAACAGAGCCAUUUGAGAGGGCAACAUACUACGAGCUGGAAUGGAAGAGCUCCACUGGAUCUAAGAGCGAUAGUCACGAUGACUUCAGUGAAAUUUCCAUCGUCACUGCUGGAUCGUUUAACUACUUUUUCACUAUAGAUGGCAGUGGUCACAAUGCCAACGGGCAUGGGUACUUCCUUGUGGACCCCACAUUGUCAGUGGGUACAGGAGACGAGCAGCUCACCAUGGAUUGCCUACAGUGCCAGUCAGUCCUUGCCAAAUGCCUGGGUCCGUUCCACGAAUGGGAGGGACGAUUAUAUGUUGCCAAGGCAACUGAAUACAAUCUUAUACACCUGACGCCCAUUCAGGCACUCGGAACUUCCAAUUCCUCGUAUUCGAUUAAAGACCAGCUCCAGCUGAAUCCGAUGUUCGCGAACCACGGUCGGCAAAGCACCUUUGAGGACGUGGAGAGACUGAUGAGGAAGAUGAAUCAGGAGUGGAAGGUGCUUUGUAUGACUGAUCUCGUGUACAACCAUAGUGCCGACAACAGCCCCUGGCUUAUGGAGCAUCCUGAAUGUGGCUACAAUCUGGAGAACUCGCCCCAUCUGAAGCCUGCGUUCCUCUUGGAUCGGAUACUCUCUCAUUUCAGCAUGGAGGUAGUGGAGGGAAAAUGGACACAUCGGGGAAUACCCCCUGUCAUCAAGGAUGAGGGCACCCUCACGAGAAUUAAAGAAGUGCUGCAUCAUGAGAUAUUGCCUAGUCACAAAAUGCACGAGUUCUUUGUAGUGAAUGUAGAAGACAUAGUCAGGAGAUUCAGACAUGGCAUUGAAGAGAACAGGUGUAUCUCCACAAAUGCCCGCAGCAUUUCCAUCAUACAAGAUCCUCAGUUCCAGAGACAUCAGUGCAGAAUUGACAUGGAUGCUGCCCUCAAAAUCUACAAUAUUGACAGGCCGGGUAUGUCUAGUCGUACUGAGAGGAUCCAGGCCUGCUGUCAGAGUCUACGCUGUGACGUGGAGGCCAUGAACUCGGAGCGGGUGAACGCCCUGCUAGAUCACUUGAACACCGCAGUUAACAACUUCAUAGCCAACGCUCGCUAUCGGUUCCUCAAUCCUGCUGGUCCGAAACAUGAGAAGGUUUCCAAGAAACAUCCGUUGAUGCACGAUUACUUCAUCGUACCUGAGAAGUAUCAGAGAUCGCUGGCUGCAGAGGAGGGAUUCAUGUAUGGGGAUUCUGCCAAGUACAUUUUUGCCUGCAAUGGCUGGGUCAUGAAUGAUGAUCCCUUGAAGAACUUUGCAGAGCCAGGCUCCAAUGUAUACUUGCGUCGUGAGCUGGUCGGCUGGGGAGACAGUGCCAAACUUCGCUAUGGCAACAAGCCAGAGGACUGCCCCUACCUCUGGGACAGAAUGAAGACAUACACAGAGAUGACUGCACGUAUGUUCCACGGAGUGCGCCUUGACAACUGUCACAGCACACCGCUACAUGUGGCAGAGUACAUGUUAGAUGUGGCAAGAAAGAUACGUCCUGACCUCUAUGUCGUCGCUGAACUCUUCACUGCCCAUGAAGGUCUUGAUAAUCUCUUCAUUAAUAAACUCGGAAUCAACUCACUAAUUAGAGAGGCCCUCUCAGCCAAAAGCAGCCAUGACCUUGGAGGUCUGAUCCACAGGUAUGGGGGCCAACCUGUAGGUGCCUUCAUUCAGCCCCGAUUGAAACCCCUGGUCCCCUCUAUGGCACAUGCCCUUUUCUAUGAUCAGACCCAUGAUAACCAAUCGCCCGUCACGUUGAGGUCAGCUUUUGAUAUGCUUCCAAAUUCUGCCCUGGUUGCUAUGGCGUGUUGUGCAACCGGCAGUAACCGUGGUUAUGAUCAGAUGGUCCCCCAUCAUAUUGAUGUAGUGCUUGAGGACCGCAAGUACAUGUCUUGGGCCGACUGGGACUUCCCUGACCGGCCCUACAUCAACCAGACGUUUGGAAUCACUCGGGCCAAGACCCUGCUCAACAAGCUCCACUUCAUGCUGGGAGCCGGCGACGUGGACACUGGCAGUGCCAGCGAGAGGCACAACUUCUCACAGGUCUAUGUAGACCAGAUAGAUGGGGACACUGUGUCCGUGACUCGACACAACCCGGUCACCCAUCAGUCGAUCGUGCUCGUGGCCCGCACUGCCUUCCAUCAACCCAAGGAUCCCACAACCACGCCACACAUACGACCUGUCAUCAUACAGGGAGUGAUAGAGUCGAUCUUGUUUGAGAUCCAAACCUGCCACACUGAGGCUUAUGCCUAUAGCAAAGACCCAGACUUCAUCAACGGCAUGCCAGACUAUUACCUCAAAAUGCAGGAGAACAUCCCACCCAGUCUCAGCAAGCUGGUCUCCGUGGAAACAAGCCCUGACGGAAAGUUCAGCAUUGUGAAUCUGAACACUUUCACCCCUGGCAGCGUGAUUGCAUUCAAAAGUGUUCUGCCAGCCAAAGCCCACAAGGCCAUUCUGGAGCUACGUCGAGGCCUGGGACAGUUUGGGUACAUGAUGAGGUCCUACAGUGGACGGACGAUGUUUGAUGAGACGUUUGACACCUCCAAUUUCCGUGCCAUAGUUUCCAACUUGACCCUGGCGGACCUCAACACUGUCUUGUUCCGUUGCCAUAGCGAAGAGGAGGCUGAUGGGAAGGGGUUUGGCGUCUACAACGUCCCUGGUUAUGGCGAUAUCAAAUUCUGCGGUCUCCUUGGGGUGUCUACUGUCCUUGGCUCAAUCAGAGCCCACAAUGAUCUAGGUCACGCACUGUGUAACAACCUACGGGAGGGUGAUUGGCUGCCUUCGUACAUUGCCAAACGUUUACUGGUCCAUCCUGGGACCUACCAUCUGGGUAAAUGGUUUGAGAACAUCUUCCAUCACCUAGCUGACGUGCCACGCUAUCUGAUACCCUCCUACUUUGAUGCCAUCAUCACAGGGGCCUAUGUCAUACUGAGAUCUCACGCCUUCUCACUUAUGUCAGACUUUGUAGCAGAUGGAUCCACAUUUGUUCAAGCUUUGGCCAUUGGCUCAGUAAUGUUCUGUGGCCACGUGAAGAACUCCAGACUUCCCCAGCUCUCUCCCAAUCUGGCACAACCCAAACCCCCAACAGCUGGCAAGGAAACCAAAGAUUGCAGCAAGAAAACAGGAAGGGUAACUCCUGAUGAAAGUGGCAGACAAGUGGUGAGCACAAAAACAGGGGACACAACCAAGCUGAGUGCUGAUGGGCAGACAGAGUCUCAAGAGCAGAGUUGUCUUUCCCUUGCAGCAGGGUUUCCCCACUUUGCCAGCUCAUACAUGAGGAACUGGGGACGUGAUACAUUUAUUGCAUUGCGGGGACUCUUGUUGCUUACGGGAGAUACGACGAGGCCAGGUAAACUCAAAAAGUUUUUGUUCUCCAGAUUCAUCAUACUUGCCUAUGGGGGGUGCUUGCGCCAUGGUCUGAUUCCCAACCUGCUCAACGAGGGGCCAGGGGCCAGGUACAACUGUCGGGACGCUGUCUGGUGGUGGCUCCAGGCUGUUCAGGACUACUGUAAGAUGGCACCGGGCGGCCUCUCCAUUCUCCAGGACCUCGUGUCACGUCUCUAUCCCCAGGAUGACUCUCCGGCCCAAGCACCUGGAGUCUGUGACCAGCCCCUGCACCAGGUGAUCCAGGAGGCACUGCAGUGUCACGCAAGGGGAAUUAAGUUUGUGGAACGCAAUGCUGGAAAACAGAUUGAUGAACAGAUGACAGAGCCGGGGUUCACAGUGGAGGCUGGAGUGAAGUGGGACCUGGGGUUUGUGUACGGAGGUAAUGAGCACAACUGUGGCACCUGGAUGGACAAGAUGGGCAGCUCCCAUAUAGCUGAAAACAAGGGCAAGCCUUCUACACCCAGGGAUGGCUCUGCAGUAGAGCUGAUUGGUUUGUCAGCGUCUGCGCUCCUGUGGUUGGAUGGUCUGCACAAGUCGGGACAUUACCCCUACAACUCUGUCACAAGUUACUUCAAUGGAAAUGAAGAAGAAAUCACAUUCAAGGAGUGGCAUGACAUGAUCCGGUACAACUUUGAGCCAUGUUUCUGGGUGAACACUGACCCUGUACCUGACGAGGUGGCCCCUGAACUGAUCACGCGGCGCGGCAUCUACAAGGACUGCUACUACGCGACUCAGUUCUGGACGAAUACGCAGCUACGGCCUAACUACCCGAUAGCCAUGGUUGUGGCCCCAGAGUUGUUCACCCCUGAGAGAGCAUGGACAGCAUUGAACUCCGUGCAACAUGUGCUGCUAGGACCCCUAGGAAUGAAGACACUAGAUCCACAUGACUGGAGUUAUGUCCCCUACUAUGACAACACUGUGGAUGGGACAGAUGCCAAGAUUGCCAAAGGGUUCAGCUACCACCAAGGCCCAGAGUGGGUUUGGCCUAUUGGGUAUUUCCUGCGGGCAAAGCUGAUGUUUGCCAAGAGGCUGGAGUCCUCUAGACCAGGAAUCCUCAAGGAGACUGUUCUGUUCAUCCGGACCACCCUGACCCGACACUACGAGGAGGUCAUGAGGUCAGACUGGAGGUCACUGCCGGAACUGACAAAUCACGGUGGAGAGCCUAAUCACUUUGGUUGCCCGGCCCAGGCCUGGUCUGUGUCAUGUGUGCUGGACGUACUGUAUGACCUUGAGAAAUUGGAGACCCCCGUCACCCUGCAGCCUAGCAAGUCUACUGACAACCUCACAAUAGCACCUGUGUGAAUGGAGGGACAACCCGACCAUAGCACACAUGUGAUAGGAGAGCCCAGCCAGUCCACUGACAACUUAACCAUAGCACCCGUAUGAUAGGACAGCCCAGCAAGUCCACUGACAACCUGACCAUAGCACCUGUGUGUUAGGACAGCCCAGCAAGUCAACUGACAAUCUCACCAUAGGACCUGUUUGAUAUGAGCUUGCAGCCAACCAUGUUUACUGACAACCUUACCGUUGCUCCGGUGUGAUACGGUGUGAUAGGGGGAUUUCUUCUUAUUAUUAUCCCCACGCUUUUUCAAAAGCGUGGGGAUAUUGUGGUUAUCUCUGCUGUCCGUCUGUCUGUCCGUCCUGGCCACUAUCUCCUCCUACACUAUAAGCACUAGAACCUUGAAACUUACACACAUGAUAGCUAUGACCAUAUGUGCGACCCUGCACUAUUUGUAAUUUGGUCUGACCCCUGCGUCAAAAGUUAUGGGGGUUAGGAUGGGGCCAGGUCAGAGAUUUUCACUCAUUUUUUAUGUUAUUUUACAUUAACUUCUUUAUUUCUACACCCAUUUACUUCAAAUUGAUACUGAACAUCUCUUAUGACAAUGCAGUCAAACUCAACUUUGCAUGGCCCCAUUACCAACCCUGGGGCGCCCCGCCCACAUAGACCACACCCACCCAAAAUUGCCUUUUACUAUAACUUCUUCAUUUCUUCACUGAUUUACUUCAAAUUGAUACUGAACAUCUCUUAUUACAAUACGGUCAAUUUCAACUAUGUAUGGCCCCAUUACCAACCCUGGGGUGCCCCCGCCCACAUAGACCACGCCCACCCAAAAUUGCGUUUUACUAUAACUUCUUCAUUUCUACACCGAUUUACUUCAAAUUGAUACUGAACAUCUCAUAUGACAAUAUGGCCAAUCUCAAUUAUGCUUGCCUUCAUUACCAACCCUAGGGCGCCCUCGCCCACAUAUACCACGCCCACCCAAAAUUGCCUUUUACUAUAAAUUCUUAAUUUCUACACCAACUUACUUCAAAUUGAUACUGAACAUGUCUUAUGACAGUACGGUCAAUCUUAACUAUGCAUGGCCCCAUUAUCAACCCUGGGGUGCCCCCUGGGUCAAACAUGCGGCGUGGGGAUACGCGUCCGCCUCUGCCGCACCAUUUCUAGUUAAGAUUACUAAGUCCACUGACAACCUCACAGUCUUACUAAUGUGAUGAGAAAGAUUGUUAAAACUGAUUUUAUUAGAUUCAAACAAGACAACUGAAAAGGUCACAGUGGAACCGGUGUUAUAAAAGAAUUUAAACCUUAAAAUAACUGUGAAAUAAACCAUUAUUAACUUGUCUUUUUGUUUACUGUAUAUGCACUGGGCUGUACGUACUCUAUUGUAAAGAACCAGUUACCCCAAAUACGUUUUGCUGAUAUUUAGACAAGGAUCAAAUAAACAAAUUGGUUCAAGUCUGUGAGCAUUAAAGAACUAAACAUUGUUAUAAUUGAACAUAGUCCAAUAUUUUGUACAACUGGACCUAGUUUGAUGCAUUUUACUCUCUAAGAUGCAAAUAUAUGUUAGGCUGCCCAUGAAUGGUUAUACAUAAUUAAAGGUAGAUUUGGGACUUUAGUAGGCUUGUUAAAUGUUGAACAAGAAUGUUGUUUAAAGAUUAAAAACAACAUUAUGAAAUAUGUGUGCUCGUUCUCGAGCAGUGUAAAUGCUUAAUGGAUUUUUUAUACACUAUAUUCCAAUAGUCAUAUACUUUGUAUAUACAGUAUUCAGAAAUAUAUUGCUAUAUUUUAAUAUUUAGAUUUUGUAUACUAUAAUCAAGUAUACAGUAUUCAGAAAUAUAUUGCUUUAUUUUAAAUUUUUAAUAUUUAAAUUUUGUAUACUAUAAUCAGAAAAUUGUUUGUUAAUGGUACUACAUUUUGUUUAUUAUGUUUUAAUUAAAAUGUUAUGUGAUACAUUGCCAUAGGGCAUUUAUAUUUCAUUACCAGUAAGUAAAUAUAUGUCCAUCCCUUGAAUGCCAAAAGCACAUGUGCUGCCACAGUAGAGAUCCAUGUCUGGUUUUCAUAGGGCAUGGGCACUAUUUGUCUUCUUUGUUGACUUGUUUGAAGUCUUAUCCCACUGACAUUUGCUGAGAAUCAUUUGUGUGUUUAAUACUAUACAGUAAUAUGUCUUUGCUUGUUGAUACAUUUUUUUGUGCUUUUUGUGUAAAAAUGGUAAUGUUAUGAAAAAAAAAACUUACUCAAAAUUAGAGAAUUUUUUUCCAUCUUAAUAAACAACAUUUUGAAAAAUGUUUCAUCAUAAGAAUAUGUCAUUAUUUUUAUGUUUUUUUGUUGGUAUUUAUGUUACUCAUAUAGUUUUGUUUGUCUGUGCAGUGUUUUAUUUCCUCAUUCAGGAUUGAAUAUGGCUGUGCAUUUAUGUAGACUUUGACACUAUUUCGUCUGCAGUUCACAUGACACACAUAAGGAUACUUAAUAAGAAAUAUAUAUUUCUAUGUCAUUUUAUAUAGAGAAUAUUAUGUGAGUUUUGGAUAAAGAUCAAGUUUAUCAUGCGAGGCUUAGAACCGAUGUAUCCAAAACUCACAUAAAAUUCUAUUUAUCCUAUUAUUUUGUGGUCGUUUAUCGUUCAAAAAGACUAAAAAUAUUUUUAAAUUCAAUGAAACAGCGCUGGUUUUCCAAGUUGACUCAGAAGUGUUUGUUUACUUCAACGUCAUCAGUUGCUAUGACGUCACAUUGAAACAUAUAGUGUUCUUAAGAUAGAGAUCGGAAAACCAUGAUCUAAAAAUAGCGAUAGUAUAAAGCUCAUGUUUAUACGAUCGUUGUUGUACUAUCGAUUUUCAUCUGGUAAUAGGAUAAAAUGUAUUAUAGUAUUUGCGUUGACUUAAGAAAUGUGUAUUUGGUGCACAAUUUCAAUAGAUUUACAAACUUGUGUAAAAAGCUUUAGAUAUGGUGCAAGAUUUAACCUCAAAUAAUAUUACAUUUAUUGAAACUACAUUUUAUUUCUGGUAUUAUGAUCAUGUUCUAUAGUGCUUCAUUAUUAAUGCAGGCAUCGGAUAUUAAAUUAAUUCGAGUGAACUUUCUAUAAGCUUUCAAUUCAUUUACGCUUUGCCAAUAUUUUCACUAAAUGCAGUGCUGGUUUAUACUGGAAUGUGUUUUUGAAUUGUUUGUCUAAUCAAUAGUUUUGUACUCAUUUUUACUGAACAGUAUUAUUGGACUAUCUGUCCGUUGUUUUUAAAUCAUAUCAUAUCAAUGUUUAUGACGAUUUUAAAACUCCUUUACACAAUGACCUUAGUCUGAUGUACUCAGCCUGUGCUGAUUUGUACUUGAUGCUGUUAACAAAGGACACAUCAAAACGUAUCCCUUGAGAACCCUAAUCUACAGACUAGGUCAAUUAAAGUCAAGGCACACAAACACUGUGUUCUAUCUUCAAGGCUGUCCUAUCUCAUUCUUCAUGAACUUUAAACUGUAUAGCUACUAAAAUUUGCCAGGAGUUUAUCCUGAAAAAUCAAUGAAGUUUUAAUUUAACACUUAAUACUUAGCCAGAUCUAAUUAUAGGGAUGUGCAGUGCACAAGAAUUUAAGUCUGACUUUCAUGUUUUUAGAGUUGACAAUUAUUUAUUUUUUAUUAUAAAUUUUCUCUGUAGCAUAUCUUAAAAGUUAUAAGAGGUAUGAUUUUGAAACUGAAUAGGUCGGUAUAUCUCAUGAAUGGGAUGUGUUAUGCAAAUGAAUUCUAUCUCUUGUUAUUGCCGUUUGUUAUUGUAUUACAUUUAAAUUUUGAGUGGGGCAUAUCUUGCAAACUAUACAAGGUAUCAACUUUACAUUUCAUAGGUAAUUACAUCUGCAAACAGGAAGUGCAGUGCACAAGAUUCAUUACUCCUGUUUUCAUUAUUUCACAAUAAUGUUGAGUGUGAAUGUUCAUGUUAAAAUAUUUCCAGGGCUUAUCUAGAUUAUGAUAUGAGGUAUGGAUGGUACUGCUUUGGUUGUAUUUCAACAAAAAAGGAGAACUCAUAGUCAAGGCAUGUUAUUGUGUAUAUACAAAAGGACUAGCGUUGUUGACUUGAAAUAUGAUCUGCUGUUAUUUUGCUGUGAUAUUAUCCCAUCAAUUUUUAAUCAUUUUGGCAAGAUCUGUAUACAAAAGUGUUUAAUUUUCAAUAAUAGAUGAACUAGAAAAUCCCUAGUUACAGCCCCUUGUAAGUAAUAUUGUUACCAUGGAAUACAUGUAUUCAACAACAAAUACCAACUAUUUAUUUUAUUCAUAUUCUGAACAAAUAAUUUAUAAUAUGCAUAUUGUAGAAAAACGGCACUUUAAAUAGAUAAGUUAAGGGAGGGCAAAAUUAAUGCAGUGAAACUAUAUCUUUACUAGUUGUUUUUAAAGAUUAUUUUUUUGAAAUUUUCAACACUUUAUUAAAAAUUAUAAACUAACUGAAAAACUGUAAGCAAUUGAUCUUUAUUAUAGGUUAAAACUACUUUUUAAAAUAUUGUACAUAUAAAUACAAACAUAAAACAUAUUUGUGAGACUGACUGUACCGAGCAAAGAUGUCUGUUUGCAGGUGACACUUGUAUACAUAUCGUAUCACAAUGAUAUAAGUAAUAUAUCACAUUCUAGCUUUAUUCAUGUGCUGUUUUGAUGGGUAUUUUUAGGUCAUAUUUCAAUUUUUGGAAACUUACAAGACAGUGUGCGUUGGUGCUCAUUUUCGUAAAGUUACUAGUCUAUACUUUCUGUUAUUUGUUUUAUAAAUAUUUCAUCACGAAACAUGUGUCACGAGUUUUGUUCUGCCGUCAGCAUCAAUACUCAUAUCUGACGAGGUGCCUAGUUUCAUUUAUGAUGAAGCUUCUGUUGCAACAGGGAUUGUUUCCUUGUUAACAAAUAAACGAUGUCGACUACCGAUAGAUGUUUUUGCUUCCUUUCCUGUAUAUGUUUGGUACCAUAGAGUGUGCUAUAUCCUAAUAUAAUAAAGUGUAUGAAUAAACCGAA
Messenger RNA from Dreissena polymorpha, 10096 nucleotides. RefSeq names its product glycogen debranching enzyme-like. Gene Ontology annotation, molecular function: 4-alpha-glucanotransferase activity; amylo-alpha-1,6-glucosidase activity. The record is from RefSeq and is a predicted model, not a curated record. Lineage: Eukaryota; Metazoa; Mollusca; Bivalvia; Myida; Dreissenidae. Gene Ontology annotation, biological process: glycogen catabolic process. The coding region runs from base 307 to 5154 and encodes 1615 amino acids. The transcript is spliced from 29 exons.